AUGAACUCGAUUCGAGUUGUGCUCUCCGUCUGCGCUGCUUACGCAUACGAGAUGGAACAGUUGGACGCUGAUACAGCGUUUUUUAACAGUGAGUUGGAGGACCGUGUCUACAUGGAGGUACCUCUAGGAGCUGAGAACCCCCAGGGAUACGUGUGCCAGCUGAACAAGGCCAUUUAUGGAUUGAAGCAAGCUGCAAGUGCCUGGAACAAGACCAUUCAUCGUGUAUUUCUCAACUACGGUUUCAAAAAAGCUGUGGUCUGCCAUUACGUCGGUGAUAUGAUCAUUGCGGCAAAGACUAGUGAUAAAAUUAGUGACGUGAAGGACGCACUCAAAAAUGCCUUCAAGAUGAAAGAGCUUGGACCGGCGAAGUUUAUUCUGGGAAUGGAGAUCGACCAUGACAUGACUUCUGGAACGCUUAUGAUCAAUCAAACGCGAUACAUCGAUGAUGUGGCGAACCGGUUUUGGGCAAGAAAACGCUAG
This is a messenger RNA of Peronospora matthiolae, 480 nucleotides long. NCBI's taxonomy places the organism in Eukaryota, Oomycota, Peronosporomycetes, Peronosporales, Peronosporaceae. The record is from the annotation of a GenBank genome assembly.